CCCGAGGUACUAGUGACGGACUACCGGAAGCAAUACCGCGGUCACAGCCACAAUAAUUGGCGCCUUUUAGUAUUUUCCUGGUCGUCACUGUCACGCUGUAUGUUCUGCUAAAAUGAAUUAAAGGCCUCUUAAGGCUGUCCAAAAGAUGCCUAUCUAAUUGCAGUACAAGCAAACAGCAGCGGAAUGGAAGAAGACUUGAGAGUGGUUGAAGAAGAACAAGGAGAUGUUCUGAACCAAGACGCGUCUAGCGAAGAAAAUUCUGACAACAACUUUGUGAAAAGGGGCAGAGGAAGACCCAGAAGUUCUAAGAAGCCGAAGGUCAAUAUUGCAGAUUUAAACCUCAUGGAGCUGGUGUCUGGCAUUUCGAACAGUGAACCCGCAGUGGGGUUCAAGAACCUGGCCGGCGGUGAAGAGUACACUCCUAAAAAGAGGGGCAGGCCAAGCGGGUCGGUUAACAAACGCACAGCUGAGAAGGCUCUAGACAACAGCAGCUCCGGCGAGCCAAAAAGGGGAAGGGGUCGUCCUAUGGGGUCUGGCAAGCGUAAAGUGGAAAACCUCUCCAGCGAUGAUGAGAGUAAUGAAUGGGGGCCGAAGAAGAGAGGUCGGCCGAAAAGUUCUGCCAAAAAGACACCUAAGCCCAAAGAGGUGGAAUUGGAUGAGAACGGGAUCCCGAAGACUCCGAGGGGCAGAGGAAGGCCGAGGAUGAGUAGCUCAGAGCGAAAGCAAGUUCCGGCAGAUGACCCACUGCGCCCCAAGAGGGGACGAGGACGUCCAAGAGGCUCGUUGAACAAGAAAAUGUUUGAUGAGGUUCGCUUCCAAGCAGGACGUCCGCGAAGAAAGCACAUUCCCCCUUCCAGGCUGGAGAUUCGGGUUCCCCGGAAGACGGGGAAACGCGGGCGACCCAGAAAUGAAAUGUCGGGAAGGGGUCGUCCAAGGAAGUACCCAUUGCCUUCGACAGAGGGGUCCAAAAAGCGAGGUUGGAAGCCUCUGGGGAGGCCGAGGAAGCACCCUCUCGUCGGUGUCCCAGGGAAAGCUGCGGGAGGCAGGGGCCGCGGUCGGCCUCGCAAGUCGGAAGCUGGAACAGGCGGCCACCUACGCAAGUACGAGGGAUCCCCGCGAAAAAGAGGUCGUCCAAGAAAAUAUCCCUUGUCGUCAACGGGGGAAUCUCCCAAGCCAAAAAUAUGGAAGCCUCUAGGAAGGCCGAGGAAACAUCCUCUUGUUGAUCCUCCAGAAGGAGCUGCCCCACGCCGCAACCCAGGUCGACCCCGCAAGUCCGAAAGCAAGAGAGGCGCCCACCUACGCAACCCUAACUCCAAGUCGCGCCCCCCGAAACCCAUUCUAGGUGCGGAUGGCACACCGCGUAAAAGAGGUCGUCCCAAGGGAUCGGUCAACAAGAAUAAAGAGCAAAAAGAGAGUGAAGUGGAUAGCGAACCCUGGAACCAUUCCGACGCUGACAACGCCGCCGCAGACGCUGAGGAGGAACAGGUGGCAGACGUGCCCGCUGAGGAGGAGGAAGAGGAUGAAGAGGAGCGCCGCAUUGAGUCUGAGGAUGGCGACACUCAGGAGUGAUGCGCCAUGCAAAAUUAUCUUGAUGAACACACGCUCUGGUCAUGGAGGACCUGACUUGGAAGAACCAAGUCAAGGUGUACACUUACAGUAUAGUUGUGAUCCAUAAAAAAACAUUUUAGUCUGGUCAGUUAGAUAUUGUUAUAUCGACUAACCUUUUAUUUCUUUUACAUUAAGUCUUACUAGAUCUCUUCUACUUUUUUGGAUUAUUUUAGACUUUAGUUCUCUUGGCUAGAUGUAGUCACUCUUAGUGUUCCUCGCCAUCAUUUGGACAAACAAGUAAUGCAGUAGAAAAAAUAAACUGUAGUCUUUUUAAUAUUUGCUUCUGGUUUUAUUUUUUAGCACCAAGGACCAUACUGAAAAAGAAAAAUAACUUGGUAACAUUAUUUCUACCAGCACAAUUCUCAGUUAAGCUUUCUGCUGAUGACUAAAACUUCAGUGGGGCCCACAUGUUUCGCAUCAAAAUGUGCUUUUCUUUCUACAUAGUCAUCGCGUGGCUGAUAACACGUAACUGUUGUGACCUUCUUUCAAUCGCUUUGUAUUGUUUUCUGUUGAUAGCCAAAGCUUUGAAUGUACCUCUGCUUUUAUUUUUUAAAUUUUGGUCAGGGCCGGUUCUAGGCAGGCAUAUACGAGGGAGGGGGCAGUCAGAAAUGUGAAGGAGCAUCAUGCUCCAGCACUUGUUUUCUGUGCUAAUAUGGGAGGAACCUUGCCUUCUUCAUAGAAUUUGGCUGUGUGCUACAGUAUGGACCUGAUUUACUAAGAUCCAAAUACCACGCACUAAGCAGUGUGAGCAAUCUAUAAAAUAGCAUGUACUAUUAGUGGGCAUGUUUACAACAUCUGGUAGGUGUCACCAUCAAUGGCUUACAUACCUGCUAAUGGCAUAUAGCACCAAAAAUAAAAUGUGUUCUUUUCACUUUCGCCAAGGUGUUGACAUUAUGAUGUAGAACAUGUUGAAUCAUCACCUUUUUGUUUUGGUGCCUCUAAUGAGAUAUUCAACUUGAACUUUGAUCUCAGAAGGAAUAGCAUCUGAUUGGACCACUUUUGUCACAAACUCCCACCCUCUUUCAUUGUAGGCUUUAGAAGAACUGUGAUCGGCUAUAAUACGAACUUGUCCCACCCAUUUACUAGACAAAAUUAAAUAUGAUUAGAUGUGAGAAAUUUUAGUCUCAUUUUUAAUUUGUCAACACUGGUUUACUUGAGCAACUUUUAAUGUAUACAUUUUAUUGGUUUAUUAGAAUGUACUUUCUCGAUGUCAAACAUUUUGGUUUGAGAGGGCUCCCCCUCCUGCCCCUACGUAGGGCCGGCCCUGCUUUUGGUUUUAGUCUUGUGUAUUAUUGCUUGACAAAAAAUAUUAAAAAAAAGUGCUGUUUUGAACGCCUUCCUGCCAUGAAGAUUUCUUCUGCUAUUUGGACUUUUAAUUUGUAGAUGUCAUUAAAGUCACAAUAGUGCAUCGUCACUCUGGAACUUUACAUGUAGCUAUUGAAUAUGUUUCAUACUGUCAGGAGAUUAAAGGUUUAUGCCUUGGAAUUAUUUGUUGUUCAAAUCACGUGUUCAUGAAUCAAGUCCAUUUAAUGCUCGGCUUACUCACGACUAAAAGACUUUAAAGGCCCAAAUUUUCCUUCCCAUUCGUGUCAUGUCAAUGGUUGUUUCAAUGAAAAUAAAAAACAGAAUCCACAUUCAAACCAUGAAAAAAAGGAAAUGAUUUUUGUGUUUUUAACAAAAAGCCAAUUUGUAAAAUAUGGUCUUGAAAUAAAAUGUUGACCUUGUUGUUUUA
This is a messenger RNA of Nerophis ophidion (straightnose pipefish), 3340 nucleotides long. RefSeq names its product chromosomal protein D1-like. NCBI's taxonomy places the organism in Eukaryota, Metazoa, Chordata, Actinopteri, Syngnathiformes, Syngnathidae. Bases 184 to 1569 code for a protein of 461 amino acids. Gene Ontology annotation, cellular component: nucleus. The transcript is spliced from 2 exons. Gene Ontology annotation, biological process: regulation of DNA-templated transcription. Gene Ontology annotation, molecular function: transcription coregulator activity; DNA binding. The record is from RefSeq and is a predicted model, not a curated record.